Molecule: messenger RNA, 2381 nt
Organism: Haplochromis burtoni (Burton's mouthbrooder)
Lineage: Eukaryota; Metazoa; Chordata; Actinopteri; Cichliformes; Cichlidae
Gene: nectin4b
Product: nectin cell adhesion molecule 4b
Exons: 11
Coding region: 398-2116 (572 amino acids)
Biological process (GO): heterophilic cell-cell adhesion; homophilic cell-cell adhesion
Cellular component (GO): adherens junction
Source: RefSeq, a predicted model, not a curated record
GACUCAACCCAAACCUGUAUUCUGGUGCUUCUGCCUUCGCGUGACAAGCGAGGUUGUUCUUUUAUAAACACGAACUUUAUUUUUCUGUCGUGCGAAAGCUCAAAUGCAGAUUUAACAUCUUCCGUUUAUUUGUUCAUUUCACUGGAAAUGAAGAUAGAGCCUCUAUCAGCUUUUUGCUAACCAUUGUUCUUUUAUCAGUGGAAGUGUGAUUUUUUUUAAAACAUUAUUUCUCAGUUGAACAGGAAACAUCUGCUGCCCCUGGCUCCUUGCUGCGGGGUUUGUGUUUUUUAAACCAACCCUCAAUUUCCCAGGUGAAUUUGAACAUGGAAGCUUAACACGAGAUCUGAAUUUCCCAGAAGAAGGCUAAUAAAGAGAAACUUUUACUUUGGAACCAAACAUGAAGUCAGCUGGAAAAAGUGCUUUACUCCUGGCAUUGCUUUCUUUAAUCGCCAUGUGCGUGGGGGGUGGAUUUGUGGAGCCUGCUAACCCCGUCACCACCCUGCGCUCCGUGACAGAGACUCAAACCAGACUCCCCUGUCAGUAUCAGGUGGAGGGUGAGCAGAAGGUGGUGCAGGUCACCUGGUACAAGGAGCUUUCAGAUGGCAGCAAAGAUAUGAUCAUCACAGCUCACUUCUUGGACGGCCAUAGAGAUUUUGGGCGUUACUCUGGUCGGGUGAGGUUCGAGAACAGCAACCCCAUCAAGAACUCUGCUCUGAUCAUCCUGAACACAGAGCAGUCGGACGAGGGCACCUACGCCUGCCAUAUCUCCACCUUCCCCAGUGGAAAUUUUGAGACGAAGAUCGCCCUCACCGUCUGGAUUUUACCCAUCUCCUCCCUGGAUCCAGUAACUCUUGUGGAGGGCCAAUCCUUCCGUGUGGCAGCCAUCUGCCGGGCUAUAGGUCACCCACUUCCCAUUCUCUCGUGGGACACGGACAUCUCAGGAACGGUCCAGAACCGCACCAGCGAGACUCGGUCAGUGUCCAGCUACUUCUCGCUCCACCCCCUGCGUAGCAUGAACGGGAAAAAGCUGGACUGUUUAGUGUGGCAUCCUGGCCUGGAGGAGCCGCGUAGGAUCAGCAACCGCCUGGAGGUUCAAUACCCCCCAGAUGCUACGAUCACGACGUCCUCAUCUCGUUGGUAUGUGGGUUUGGAGAAAGCUGAGCUGGUGUGCGAAGGCAGGGGACACCCCACACCUCAAAACUUCACCUGGACGUGGAAAGGGGGAGCUCUGCCUGACGGGGUGUCUGUGGUUGGAGGGAAGCUCCUCUUUCAGCGGCCCGUUCACUUGAGUGACAGUGGGGCCUACGAGUGCAUGGUCACAAACAGUGUGGGAAGGGGAAAAACUGAGUAUAUACUCAAUAUAGAUGAGAUGCAAUGGCGCAUUGGCGAAACCCCUCCUGAUAACCUGAUGCUGAUCAUAAUUUGUGCCUCCACCGGAGGUUUAAUCCUCCUCCUGAUCAUCAUCAUCUUGGUGGUUCACUGCCAUCAUCGACGUAGAACGAACAAGCUUAAGAGAGAGCUAUCUGAAAAAUCGGAUGAAAUUAGGAGUUUCUCUAGGCAAGCCUCUUUCAGGAGAAUAAACUCUACCAGCACAGACUUCAGAUACCAGGGUGAAGACUCCAUGCUCAGAAUAGACAGCCGAAUGAAAAACAGCCAAAUGUCUCUGGAGCAUACCCAUUCCACUCUGGGUGGGAGGUGGGGGCCAGGAGAUGUAGAACUGGAUGAACUGGGACGUCCGGUCAUCUGGUGUGAAGGCAGCGAUAUUCCAGGAGGAGCUGAGGUUGACGGAGGGAAGGAGGCGCAAAGGAACAGGGUGGAGUCAUACCUGAAGAGCAGUAGCAACAUGUCGCUGGACUCAGGUCUUCCUUCAUCUUUGGUUCCUCUGAAGGCUCAGCAGGAUGACGGCAGCGGGCCCAGAGAACCAGACGCCUGCCAGCCCAGGGAGAGAGAGGGCUGGGCUCCCACACAGUCUGAAGGACACGACAGUGACGAAGAUGGGAGCCACUACCAGUUAUCACAGACUCUCAGGAAUUACUUUGACUACAGCAAUGGGGCCAUCAGGCCCAAGCCAAGUAACAAUUCCAUUAUUCUACACCCCAGAGGACAGCUGAUCUAGACAGGACUCUCAUCUGUGAUAUGAAAAGAGAGACUGUCUGUAUCUCUGCAGUGACUCUGACUGUGACGUUUGAUGUUUGCUUUGAAUAUAUUGGAAGGGUAAUUCGUCUCAGGUACUAUCCCAAUGCUGAUUGUUGAUUUUUUACUUUAGAGAUUCUUCCUUAUUUCUGUUAAUCAAAAGAAGGUUAUGAGUUGUUCUUUUGAGCAUUUUAUAACUUCAUCAGUGAGGUAAUAAAAAAGAGAUGAGGAAUAAUUUGGGGGGGGAG